AUGAUCAUGUUGGUGCUGGGCCUCUUGGGCUUUAGCUUGGCCUUUGGAUCAGCGCCUGAAGUCGAAGUUCUCUUUGGGAGCAAAGGUCCCUCGAUCAGCCUUCCAGAUGGUCGCCGUUUGGGAACCACUUGGCAUCCAGAUGCUGAUCCAGAGUUUGUCGGAAUCUUUAUGGCAACAGUCCCAUGCAAGUCAUUCCUAUUCCACACCGUAUCCUCGGGCAAAAACAUUUGCUUCCUCCUUCCAAACUUGGGGGACCGUAGCCACAUGCGGUCGAAGGUGGAGAAAGGAAGGCAAGCUCGAUCCUCCUGCCGACCAGGCACACUCUUCCUUCGCCAUGAUCAAAUGGUGGUGCUCACAUAUGGGCCUACUCAAGACCAUCAGUCCUACAUGCCACCCAUCCUGACUGUGGAUACCGAGGACUUGCCUGCGUUGGAGGCUUUCGGUGAGGAAGUUUGGACAGAACAGUUGCGAGGCGAAAGCAAAAAAGCAUUCACGCUUGCUUUUACCUCUGUCGGCAAGCCGGUGGUUGGAGGACCACUUUUCAAAGAUGAACUCACAGGCAACCAAGCAGUUGACGAUGCAGUGGCUGCCAUUAGAUCUCAGACGACUCGCCACUGGUUGGUGCCGCCGGAGGAAGUGUUUGUCCUGCUAAGCAAAGGACAUCCGGAAGAGGGGACUGCAGGUCAGAAGUUCCCACCAAUGACAAUCUUUGGCGGAGUUUUGAUGACUUUGACAUCCUAUGCGCACAGCGGCAGUUUGAACGCUGCUGCAUCAUUGUUCGCUGAGGGCCCGGAUGGGGUUGCGCAGGCCGACCUGAAGAUCAUCAAGCGACUCGUCAACAAGAUUGGGGACGCCAACCUUCCUUACCUUCGAGCCUUGAGCCUUCACACUGUUUGUGAGUCUUUUGAACAGUUCUUCAGGGCCUUGGACCAAUCUGAAACGGUUCUCCAAGUUCAAAAGCUGAUGCAAGCCAUCUCUCUGUUUGGUGCACUGAUGCAUGGGUGGGUGGUCUAUCUCUUCCCAUACCGGCUUGGUGUUGGACUCCAUGUGCCUGAGAUCUUCGAACCAUCCAGCCAUCCAUCGUUUAAUGUGCCACUUCGUUCUCGAGAAGGGCAGGGACUUGGAGCGGCCACCUUUCACUCGGUCUCAUUGACCGAAUUGGCAGUGGCAGCACGUGCAAAAGUCCAGGAGCUUUUGCCAUCGAACGGAGCCAUCUUAUUUCGUGGCCUCCCCCUAUCCACCUUUUCAGAGGCAAGUGAUUUCAUUGCGGCCCUCGGCUACACCAUGUACCCUGACCCAAGUGGUCGAGAGAAAGUGGCAGACAAUCUUGCCCACUCCUCGCUGGCAGUUCCACCCUCUUUCAACAUAUGCCCACAUCAGGAGCACAUAGUGAGUCAGCGGCCGCCCACGAAGCUCUUGCUCUUCGCCCACAAGCCGUCCAAGGUUGGAGGCGAGAUGCCCCUUUGCAAGGCUUCUGAUGUUUGGACUUCGCUGCCACUGAAAGUGAGAGAGCAGCUUUCCAAGAGGGGAGUGAGAUUCCUCAUGGUACGCACGAACGCCAACUCCUCGGCAAGCAAUAUCUCUGCAUCCCGAACGUGGCAAGAGCACUGGCAGACGCAAGAUGUGUCUACGGCCAGAAGGCUGGCCGCAGAGCAAUUUCCGGGCAUGGUCACCGUGGAUGAGCAUCAAACCAUUUACGUGAGGAGUCCACGCCUUGAAGCGUACAAGGAGUCAGAAGGCAUUACAUACUAUAGGACACAGCUGCAAAACAUGUACUCUCUCAAUUGGUUCUGGGGAGAUUCAGAUGAACGCAUCAACAAUGAGAUCUUGGAAGAGAUCAUGGGCGCUGUUUGGUCUCCUUGUGUGGUGUUCACAUGGCAGGCCGGUGUUGUCGAACAUGAAUCAGCAGCCACCACCCUGCGUUGCCCCUGCGCUCCAAUCCUGGAGCUUUGA
This is a messenger RNA of Durusdinium trenchii, 1953 nucleotides long. NCBI's taxonomy places the organism in Eukaryota, Dinophyceae, Suessiales, Symbiodiniaceae. The record is from the annotation of a GenBank genome assembly.